GACAAUGAUAACAUAUGCUAGGGGGUAAGAAAUAGCAAACGCAGCAGAUUCUUACAUGGAACCGGCGCAGCAGCUGCAUGAUGACGUGUAUCUGUCGCGACGUGGAACACCUCAUCACUGUUAAGAGACUCACAUGUGUUUGUGUUGUUGUUUUGAAAGAACUUUUCCUGACAAUUUUAUAGAAAUCUUGUAUUUUUGGUCGGUCUAAACGACAGUUGUAUUUACUAAAUGUUACCGAUUGAGGUCUUUACGUGUUUCCCCGGUCAGAUGUGGGACAAUAUGUUGUCAAAGGUAAAGAAAGCUGUUGUUUUCAUGGACGACAAGUGUGCUGAGAGUCUUCCUUGGAACGGUGGAGCUACAAGUGUAUUUGAGGCUGGGGCUCGUAAUUUAAAAGAGUUUUCAAGCUUCGAAGCCGGUGGUGAAAACGAACCAAAGGCUGUGUUUGUGGUGAGCACUGCUGAAGGGGAGGACAGCUGACAUUAUCAAAGACAUUAUUGGACUCAGCAACUUUCAGUAUUGUGUUGUUUUCACCACCGUAGCCCACUCUAUACAACUCCUCGCUAACAAUGUCACUGCUGAAUUAGAGGGGAACCCUGUGUUCCAGCAGUUUGAAGAGAAGCUGAGCGAGUGGAUGGGAGACAUGAACUACACCGCUGAAGUUAUACAUGCGCCUGUGGUCUUCACUCAGGUGUCACCACAGCUUCUUCUCACACCAAUCUUUGCGCACCUGUUCCCGCUGUUGCCACAGGGCCUCUAGACCAUCAAUAUAAAGCGAACAGAGAAGAAGAGGUUUGUCAGUUUGACUGAUGUUGACAUGCAGUCUCUUACUCCGGAGUUGCAGAUUGAAAUUAAAACCUGGCCUAUGCGGUUAAUUCCAUGUUUGAGUCCACCAGCACCCGGCAGGAGAGCUUUGCAGUGGGUCCAAUGAACCGUCUUAUCGCUGGGGAACUGGCCAACCAUCCUCAAGCAAAAAGCAGCAGAAAGACUGCCACCAAUAAAGCAUCCACCGCCUUCAUCGACAGGACACUGGAUCUAACAGGGGCUGCUGGUCACCAUGGUGACAGCCUGGUGGAGAAGAUCUUGACUGUGCUGCAACCUCUGCCAGGACACACCACUGAUGUUCAGGUGGACAUGCUGGAGCUCAUUAACCUGCAGCACAUCUCAGACUCCCAACCUACCCUGGCUCCAGGCUGCCUGGCACAGACCCAGUCGUCCACAGCCUGAUUGCUAUGGGAAACGAUGCUGGCCAGUAAGCAGAAGGAGGCUGUGAUGGAGGUUCGUAGACAGCUGGUGGAGGCCGCCAGCAAGGAGAACCUGCCAAUCAAGAUGAGUCUGGGUAAGGAAGGGCCAGGACACAUCAACCAUUAUACACGGACAUACACUGACCACACUCACCACACUCACUAUUCGCACUAUCUAAAUACAUGUAUAUUCUCUUACUUUCUCUCCCAAAUCACAAUGCCACAGAAUGCACAGACACUGUCUGAUCUAUGGCUGAAUAAUUAAUAAGAGGGGAAAUGAUUGCUGUGAGUAAACACAUAAUUACGUUAUUAUAAUAUAUAGUCAAACUCAGAAUUUGGAAGGCAUGGCAUUGAGGGAAAAAUGACAAUAUGUUGAUAGAGAGAAUGAGUGAUAGAGACAGGGGGGGUGGAGAGUGCAUUGUCCUGCUGUUUCAACAAAGAGACACAGCGCCACCUACAGAGAGCUGUGGUCACUGUGUCUGUGUUUAUUUGCCCAUGUGGCCACAAAGGGAAUCUGAACCACAUGUUGGCUUUCUGACACACACACACACACACACACACAGCUCCUGAAUACCUUUGUUGUUUGUUAACCCUUUAACAGGCAGCUCAACUGGGAAGUUGAGCUAAUUUUGACAACUGAUUUUCAGUCAAAUUGAAUAUAUGAAUUUUGUUUGGAAUAUUUGAUCAUCUCAACCAAUGCAAUUUAAUAAAAUUAAUAAGUGGUUUUCAUUAUCGGACUCCCAUAUUUUUGUAAAUACACAUUCAACGAUUACCAAAACCGAACCUCAUUUACCACACAUCUUUUAUACUAAUUGUGUAUAAAAUUAGAAAUGACAAGUUUGUAAAAUGUUGUUGACCUGUAGAACAUAAUCUAAGAUUAAAGGAUGAGUAAAUGACUAAUAUGUUGUAAUCUAAGAUUAAAGGAUGAGUAAAUGACUAAUAUGUUGUAAUCUAGGAUUAAAGGAUGAGUAAAUGACUAAUAUGUUGUAAUCUAAGAUUAAAGGAUGAGUAAAUGACUAAUAUGUUGUAAUCUAGGAUUAAAGGAUGAGUAAAUGACUAAUAUGUUGUAAUCUAGGAUUAAAGGAUGAGUAAAUGACUAAUAUGUUGUAAUCUAGGAUUAAAGGAUGAGUAAAUGACUAAUAUGUUGUAAUCUAAGAUUAAAGGAUGAGUAAAUGACUAAUAUGUUGUAAUCUAGGAUUAAAGGAUGAGUAAAUGACUAAUAUGUUGUAAUCUAAGAUUAAAGGAUGAGUAAAUGACUAAUAUGUUGUAAUCUAAGAUUAAAGGAUGAGUAAAUGACUAAUAUGUUGUAAUCUAGGAUUAAAGGAUGAGUAAAUGACUAAUAUGUUGUAAUCUAAGAUUAAAGGAUGAGUAAAUGACUAAUAUGUUGUAAUCUAAGAUUAAAGGAUGAGUAAAUGACUAAUAUGUUGUAAUCUAAGAUUAAAGGAUGAGUAAAUGACUAAUAUGUUGUAAUCUAGGAUUAAAGGAUGAGUAAAUGACUAAUAUGUUGUUUUACAAUUUGAGAUACUCUUGAAAAAUAUGGUGUACCCGGUGGUUGAGUUUCCCAAUAAAGGAAUGCCAUUUAGUCAAAGCUAGUGUAGUGAUAAUGGACAAAGGAGAAAUAUUAUUAUCGGACUUCUUGUCUGUGGAAAUACAAAACUCCUUUCAAAUCCACAUAAUUAUUUCCUGUUAUCUUCAAUAUGUUUCACAGUGUCAUUCAGUACAUGUCAUUUUAAUGGUAUUCUAAGCUAAU
Oncorhynchus mykiss (rainbow trout) is the source of this 2991-nucleotide messenger RNA. Its product is annotated as sec1 family domain-containing protein 2-like. Lineage: Eukaryota; Metazoa; Chordata; Actinopteri; Salmoniformes; Salmonidae. The record is from RefSeq and is a predicted model, not a curated record.